Adineta steineri is the source of this 840-nucleotide messenger RNA. The record is from the annotation of a GenBank genome assembly. Lineage: Eukaryota; Metazoa; Rotifera; Eurotatoria; Adinetida; Adinetidae.
AUGUCCGGUUUUUCAUAUAUUGUUCUUUUUAUUCUUCAUAUAGGUGCUCAUUCUAUACUGGCUAUUGAGCAACAACCAUUUGAAUUAUCGACUGUAUCUGAACAAGAAUAUACUAUAACUAGUGUAGUUAUGCAAUCAGUGAUAUUACCUUGUAAAGCUAUUUUACUCAUUAUGGAACCUGAAAGAGUAAUGUGGUAUAAAAUAAUGAAUCAUGGUCAAUCAUCUUUAAGUGUUGGCAAAUAUUUAAUUACAAAAGAUCCACGUAUAAGUGUUGCUUAUUAUAGUUUUGAUCAUGGUCUUUCGCCUGCAAAAUGGGAUUUACAUAUAAGUGAUAUACAUUUAUCAGAUGCAGCUCGUUAUCAAUGUCAUGUUGUAGACAAAGAUGGUCGUAUUUCAGCUCGAUCGAAUGUUAAACUUAUUGUUGAAGACAUUAUUGUUAAUAUUCAACCAAGUGAUGUUCUUGUUUCUGUUGGUGAUAAAACAGAAUUUUAUUGUAAUUUUACUGGACAAUAUCGUGUACGACGUGAUAAAGUAACUUGGUUAAAAGAUGGUAAACCACUUCUAUCCGAUGUAAGUCAUAUAACAACAUCAACUGAAUUACCCAAUGUAACAGUAACUGUUUUACAUAUUGUUUCUUCUCGUCUAAGUGAUAGUGGUUCAUAUCGUUGUUCGGAUGGUCAUAGUGUACAAAGUAAAGAAGCAAAAUUAUAUUUACGUGAUGGUAAUUUAAAUCGAUCUCCUCAAUCAUUAUCAUCUUCAAGUUUUACUUUGAAAUUAUCAUUAGAUCGAACAAUUUUAUUUGUUUGUAUUUUUUUCAGUUUGAUUUUGUCUUUAAAAUAA